AUGGAAGUGUUCACAUUACCAAUUUUUUAGAAAUUAAACAAAAUGUAAUCUUGUUUGGAAGAGGAAAUAUAUGAGCCGAUGGAGGAGCCAUAGUAGCAGCCUACUUGUGACGAAUGCAAAAAGGUUUUUACCAACAAUUCUAAACUAUAAAGACAUAUACGAGAGACACACUAAAAUUUGAAGUUGUUUCGAUGUGAGUAGUGUGGGAAGGAGUUCAAGCGUUCUUAGCAUCUGAAGAGACAUCAGUUAACUCACAGUGGGAGUCGACCAUUUAAUUGUGAAUGUUGUCCAUAGAAGUUCACGUGUAAACAUCAUUUGAAAAGACAUAUGCAAUUAAUUCACGAGAUGAAAUCGUACGAAUGCAAUGAGUGUGAUUAAAAGUUUGGUAAGAAGAGACAAUUGAAAAAGCAUUAGCAAGAAGAUCAUCAUAAAAAAUAAUAAUAAAAUGAUUUAUUUUAAUGUUUAAAAUGCAAUAAAGUGUUUUAGAGAUUGAGAUCCUUGAGGAAACACAAUUUGAUUAGACACAAAAACAUACGAGCAUUUGGAUGUGAAAAGUGCAAUAAACAUUUUGCUCAUAAAUAAACCUUAAAUAAGCAUAUAUAAAGGUGUCACAGUGAAAUUUGA
Messenger RNA from Paramecium tetraurelia, 624 nucleotides. RefSeq lists its product as uncharacterized. The record is from RefSeq and is a predicted model, not a curated record. Lineage: Eukaryota; Ciliophora; Oligohymenophorea; Peniculida; Parameciidae. The transcript is spliced from 2 exons.